UUCGCCCUUCUAACAGGAAGAGAGAGAAACAGCAAGCCCAGAGCCAGACAGAGCAGGAACAGCUAUCAAUUCUAACAACGCCAUGAAGCAGACUUCGGGACUCUGAAGCGAACCUCAUGUUCAUCACCUCUUGAAAUCUGCCGGGGUCAAAUUAACCUGGGAGUCGAGGAAAAGUCUUUGGAAAGGAUGUUUUCCCAACAGCCAUGGUACCAUGGCAAUAUCACUCGCUCUACAGCUGAGGACCUCCUAUCCAAAGCAGGCAAGGAUGGAAGCUUCCUUCUGCGUGACAGUGAAUCUAUACAGGGAGCGUACGCUCUCUGUGUACUCUACCAGAAUUGUGUGUAUACCUACAGAAUAUUACCGAAUGAAGAGAAAAAGUUAUCAGUCCAGGCAUCUGAGGGUGUGCCUAUUCGGUUCUUCUCUGCACUGCCAGACCUGGUGGAUGCAUAUUACAAGGAAAACAUGGGUCUGGUCACACACCUUCAGUUUGCUGUGCCAAAGGAGGAGGAGCAAGAGGAGGAACCAGAGCCGGUUAGUUUGCCUCCCCAGCUGCCACCCAGAAACUUCCCAUGUAAUGAUGGAAAGGAUAGUUAUCCUUGUGACCCAUGCAGAGGAACAGAGAGAGCAGUAGAGCCUGCCCACCUCUCCAUUUCAGACACCUAUAUCCAGCGCCUGCAGCUAAUCGACAUAUCAAAUCUCCCUGAAGACCAUCAGAAGUCCAUCCAGGAAUAUUUCCGUACAUCUGUGUGUCUGGAUGCAGAGCAGGUGCAGAAUGGAAACCCUACUCUGCCUCACUUUAAAAAGCUCACACUAAGUAUCUGCAAAAACCUGAACAGUGAAGUUUCCCGCAUACUUCCGAGUAUCGAGGCAUUGCAGAAGCUUCUGGAACAGCCUUCAUCUCCUGGAUCUGGGAGACAAAGAAAUCAAUUUUCUGGUGAUGCAAAUCAGUCUGUGGCUUUCAGACUUGAGCAGCUGACUAACCUUUUAUAUUCAGUAGAAGAAAAGACUAAGAAUGCUGUGUUUGAAUCUGUUGGAUUUGAUGGAGGACACAGAAAGUCACUAAUACCUCCUGUGAUGUUUGAAGUCAAAUCUGAGUCCAUCGGCAUUUCAAAUAAAAUGUACCUCAAGGUAGAUGUGGAAGGUGGGAAGCUUUACUUCAAAAAGUCCAAAGAUGGACCCGAGGACAAAUAUUAUGUGCACAAUAAAAUCUUGCAGUUGGUGAAGUCACAGAAUAUGCAAAACAGACUAGUAUUGAUGGUGGAAACAGACAAGGAAAAAGUCCAGCGCAAAGACUAUGUCUUUGAUGACACAAAGAAAAGAGAAGGCUUCUGUCAACUUCUGCAGCAGAUGAAAAAUAAACACUCUGAUAAGCCGGAGCCGGAUAUGAUCACAAUCUUUGUUGGCACCUGGAACAUGGGAAAUGCAAGUCCACCACAAAACAUCACUUCCUGGCUCCAGUCGAAGGGUCAGGGGAAAACCCGUGAUGACACAGCCAAUAAAAUCCCACAUGAUAUCUAUGUAAUUGGGACACAGGAGGACCCGCUGGGGGAGAAAGAUUGGAUAGACACAGUUAGAGGAGCCCUUAGAGAUAUAACCAACAUUAGCUAUAAACAUAUAGCAAGUCAGACCCUGUGGAGUAUUAGAAUUGUGGUUUUAGCCAAGCCAGAACAUGAGAACCGCAUCUCGCACAUCUUCUCUGACAGUGUUAAGACCGGCAUAGCUAAUGCUCUAGGGAACAAAGGUGCAGUGGGGGUCUCUUUCAUGUUUAAUAGAACCUCGUUUGGGUUUGUCAACAGUCACCUGACCUCAGGAAGUGAAAAGAAAUUAAGACGAAACCAAAACUACAUCAAUAUUCUGCGUUUUCUGAAUCUGGGAGAUAAGAAGCUUAAUCGUUUUGACAUUACGCAUCGCUUCACACACCUCUUCUGGUUGGGGGAUCUAAAUUAUAGGGUUGACUUUUCACCACAGGAAGCAGAGAACAUUGUGAUGAAGAUCAAACAGCAGCAGUAUCAGGAACUGCUUGCCAAAGACCAGCUAAGCAUAGAGAAGAAAGAGGAAAAGGUCUUUAUUGACUAUGAGGAAGAGGAGAUUACAUUUGCUCCCACUUAUCGUUUCGAGAGGGACACACGAGAGAAAUAUGCCUACACCAAGGCCAAGGCCACGGGGACAAAAUACAACCUACCUUCUUGGUGCGACCGUGUGCUUCGUAAAUCCUAUCCUAUGGUGCACGUGGUUUGUAACUCAUACGGAUGCUCCAAUGAUAUCAUGACAAGUGACCAUUCCCCUGUAUUCGCUACGUUUGAUGUUGGUGUGACUUCACAGUUUGUUUCAAAGAAUGAUCUGUCAAAGGAGCCUGAGGGUGCAAUAAAAUUCAUGAAUUGUGUGGCUGUUCUAUAUACUAAAUCAAAGACCAAGUUCUUUAUGGAGUUUCACUCAAGCUGCUUGGAGAAGUUUGUAAAGAGUGCUGAAGGAGAAAAUCAAGAGAGCACAGAAGGCUCAAUAAAAGUACGCUUUGGAGCACAAGUUGAGCUCACACCCAUUAUUGCUGACCCAGAAUACCUUCUGGAUCAGCACAUCCUUAUCUGCAUUAAAUCUACAGAUUGUGAUGAGUCAUAUGGUGUGGGCUGCGUGGCACUGCGUUCUGCUGAAAGCUCUUACAAUGAGUUUUGUAUCAAACUCACACAUCAUGGUGAACGCACAGGCAGGCUAACAGGUGGCAUCCAACUCCACACAUCUGAAGGCAAACAGACAGAGAAGUUAUAUGAUUUUAUUAAAGUUGGUGAUGAUCCAGCAGCCGGUAAAGGCAAACCAGGCGAUUAUAAAUCUUCUUCUGCAGUCCUCGCCACUGAUAUUAGUAACCCCAGUUAUAUGGGCGUAGGCUACAAGAGCAACAACCAGUCAGAGAGGAGCUCCGGCAAUAUUACAUCCCAGAGAACAGUGGCAUCUUCAGUCAAAGACAUGACACUUGGAAAUCUUUCCCCAAAAAAGACUGCUUAUGACCAUUCUACAUCUAGUCCUACCGGAAAAACAUCUGGGCCAGUAACUGAGGAUGGGCAACCUCCAGAGAUGUUUGACAAUCCCCUUUAUGGCUCGAGGAGUGGAUCAAGAGCAAACAAAGAGCACCUCACACCCCCAGAUGCACUGUUUGCCUUUCCCAAAACAGACCUUGAUGCUGAUAGGCAACCUGUUCCAGUUCCAGUUCCUCGGAUCCGUUCCUUCACCUGCUCAGAAACCAAACAGUCUUCAUCCACCACAAACACCGUCAGCAGCAGUGGUCUACAUUCACAAAUCAUCAAUAAAAAGCCAGUUGUGCCUUGUCGCUCUGAAGGAGGCAUAUCUGUACCUGGCAGACCUCCGGUGCCUAUGAAGUCUCGAUCCGGUCAGCCACAAGAGCCUCAAAUAAAGCCCAGAGACUACAGAGACAGCUCGGAGCUCCCAUCCAAGAUACGACCACCUGCUAGAUCAGGCCAAACAAAAGAUGUGCAUCAUGAGACAGCACAACCUCCGAAGAUAAGUCGUCCUUUAAAGUGACCUCCCAUUGAUGGGUUAUGGUGGAGACCUUUCAGGACUGAUGUGAUUUUAAUGUCUGAAAUUUGAGAAAAGGCCCAGUAUAAAAGACAAUACUUUUUGUAUCUCAGAGUGGAAAACAUAAUACGUGUGUUUAAAUAAUUUGUGUAUUUGUCUUUUAUUUCAUAUUCAUUUUUUCAAAUAAAAAAGGUUGAUAAACAUUAUUUCAUUUCUCUCACAAAAUACAAAAAGUUGGACAACAUUUUUUAAAAAGAAUAACUGUUACACUGUUUCUAUAUUUUCUUACUCAUUCUUGUUUCUCAGAGCUAAAUUGUGAAAAGGAAAUAAUGAAAAUCUUAAAAAGCUCUAUUUUCAAACAAGUACCUUUUCUCAUCAACAUUUGCAAAGCGUCUUUACUUCCCCUAUUUUUGCAAAUGCUGAAAAAAUGUUUCUCCUU
This is a messenger RNA of Misgurnus anguillicaudatus (oriental weatherfish), 3964 nucleotides long. NCBI's taxonomy places the organism in Eukaryota, Metazoa, Chordata, Actinopteri, Cypriniformes, Cobitidae. The record is from RefSeq and is a predicted model, not a curated record.